AAGCGAGCACCUAAUGAGUAACGGGCCAAAUGAACAAGCAACUGUGGGAGAACGAUAUGAGCACCUAAUUAGCAAGUUCACUGCUUUGGAAGCCAAACCGAUUCCCAAGAACUCCAAGGAGUACCAGACCCAACUUUACCUGUUAAUCAAGCAGUUUAAAUUCAUUGAUAAAAUCAUCGCGGACCUCGAUCUCUUCAGUGACAAUGAGUUCAUUGAGGAGAUCAACGUUAACUAUUUACCGUUCCUUAAUGUUAACUAUUAUUUGGGAGAGCUCUUCUUGAAUUUCAUGGUAGAUGCGAACCUUGAACUUUCUAUUGACUUUAAGGCCGACAAUCUCAAAAUUUCACUGGAAUACUUCAACCUCUAUCUCCAAAGACUUAUUGAAUUGGAGCUUCUUAAUCCUCUUCAAACUAAGCAAUUGAAGGGAUACCUGUUGAACAGAGAAGAAAAGAUCCAACAGUACCGAUAUCAAAAGGAGUUGGAAGGAAAGCUUGCACUUGUACAUACAACAGAGGAUGAAGAUAUCAAACGACAGUUAUACUUGGACCACAUAAACUUGCUUACCAUACGAGCUUUGCAUCAUCUCCAGAUGAUAGAAAUGGAGAUACAGGUACUUUCCAACCGGCCCAGCUCCAUUGAAGAAAUAUCAGCUCCAAUACAGCCCAAUAAUGAAGACCGUAGGAAACAAACCGCAGAUGACUAUACCACCAGAUUGGAAACACUUCCUCAGAAUCAGCCUAUCCAAAAUCUUCUAAGCAAAGGACGAGUUCUCCAGCCGUUUACAUUGACGAGACAGGACUUGAAGAAUAAAGUAUUUGGUACUGGCCAAGUUCUACCUUCAAUGACGGUAGAAGAGUAUCUUGACUACGAGCUUGCGAAUGGAAAAAUGGCCCAACCAGAGGAACCUCCUGCCAAUAGUGAUGAUGAGGAUGAAGAUAACGAGGACGAAGAGUACCGCAAGCGGGAAUGGGAUGACUGGAAGGAUGCCAAUCCCAAAGGAAUAGGAAACACCAUGAAUCGUGGGUAAAGUGUGUAUUGGUAGUUUUAUAAGCUAUUUAACAUCUUCAAGCAAUGUACGUACUCUUGGGACAAUUGUGCCAACGAUAUAAGCUCAUUUUUCAGGUCAUUUUUUAUCAACCAUCUGUCGUUAUCAUUCUUGAACGUUUUCAAGCAGUUGAUGAUGAUGAGAUAGUAUUCCAAGGCUUUCAAGUAUCCGAUCUUGAGGUUUUCUAACGACAAGCUGGGGCUUUCCUUCGCAAAUCUGGUGAUGAAUUUGUAUAAUGCCUCAAUGGAGUUACGUCUCAAGGAAUUGUGAAUUCUCCAUGCACAUAUGAUAUCGUAGUAUUUCAUAGAUACCAAAAUCGGUUGAGCUUCAGCGAUUUCGUUCAAUAUUAUAUCGAUAAGCUUGAAGUUAUCGAUAAAGAACUGGGAAUAUUCCCCUUUGGAACUCGAGAUGUUGAAGAUGGUAUUAACCAGACCCCUUCCAAAUAGGGCUUGAACAAAUACUUUCAUCGAAUUUUCGAACUCGGGUAUUUCUUGAAGAUUCACCAAGGACUUUAAAAUGGUCUCGAUAUCGAAUAACUUUAUAGACAACUCGAAAACGUUUUUAUAGUAACUGGAGUUAUCAACAAAAUCAUCGGCCAAAUCAAUGGCUUUCAAUUCCAAUUCUAUGGAUUUGUGUAAGAAGACUUCAUCCUUUUGGGAGGCUAUGAGCUUAGACAAAUUAUGGUAAUACUCAGGCUCAUUGGUGAAGUUGGAGCUCAAGAAGUCGUUUAACUCAUUGUUGAAAUGGUAUCUCUUGCUGCCAAAAGACCUGUAGUUAUCAUAACUCAAUAGGUCAACAGCUUUUAUAUCCUUAUUCAAAAGGUAUAUCAACCCGAUCAAAUAUUGGUUGGAUUCAUAAUCCAACUUGUCUAACAUUUCGUUCAAGAUGUUCUGCUCACUGUUGGAAUCAACCAACUCAAUGACUAUUUUUAUUAGGUAAUCUUGCUCAUGGAUAUUUUGGUUCAAAUAGUUGUACUUGUUCAAAACGUCACCUUUAGCAAUCUUUUGCUUCCAAAUAAUCGAAUCUUCAUAGUUCUUUGAAAAAAGAAAAUCGAAUAGCCUAAAGUCUUUCAACUUUUGCAAUACACUAUUGGCCAAAUGAACAAGAACUUCAUUAUCAGCAUCUAUGUUGGAGAUGAGUAUGACCAAUCGGACCAACAAUUCCUUUUGCACCUUGGAAAUAUCUUUGAAUGCCACUAUGGUGUAUAUCUUGUCAAUAAUGCUCAAGUUGUUUUCAUACCCAAGUUCUU
Messenger RNA from Yamadazyma tenuis ATCC 10573, 2294 nucleotides. RefSeq lists its product as uncharacterized. Gene Ontology annotation, biological process: regulation of signal transduction; regulation of dephosphorylation. Gene Ontology annotation, molecular function: protein phosphatase 2A binding. The record is from RefSeq and is a predicted model, not a curated record. Gene Ontology annotation, cellular component: cytosol. Lineage: Eukaryota; Fungi; Ascomycota; Pichiomycetes; Serinales; Debaryomycetaceae.